Salvelinus namaycush (lake trout) is the source of this 564-nucleotide messenger RNA. RefSeq names its product parathyroid hormone-related protein-like. Gene Ontology annotation, cellular component: extracellular region. Gene Ontology annotation, biological process: osteoblast development; bone mineralization; adenylate cyclase-activating G protein-coupled receptor signaling pathway. Gene Ontology annotation, molecular function: peptide hormone receptor binding; hormone activity. The transcript has 2 exons. NCBI's taxonomy places the organism in Eukaryota, Metazoa, Chordata, Actinopteri, Salmoniformes, Salmonidae. The record is from RefSeq and is a predicted model, not a curated record. The coding region runs from base 1 to 564 and encodes 187 amino acids.
AUGCUGUGUUCCAGAGGCAUGUUCCAGCAGUUGAGUCUAGUUGUCUUCCUGCUGUGCUCCCCGGUGCCUCUCUACGGAAGACCCAUCGAUGCUCUCACUAACAGAAUGAGGAGGUCAGUGAGCCACGCCCAGUUGAUGCACGACAAGGGCCGGUCUCUGGAGGAGUUCAAGAGACGCCUCUGGCUCCAGGGGCUGCUCGAUAAAGUCCACACAGCCGACAGCGAGCGAGCCCCGCCUCACCAGAGUAGGAACAACGCCAACGGGGGCCACAUCACCUUCAGCGGGAGCGCCCUACGCCCCCCCAAACCCCCCGGAGGGACCAAGAACCUCCCUCUGAGUUUCCAGCUGGGAGGGGAGGUGGGCAACCUCCCCCAGGAGACCAACAAGUCUGUGGCCUACAAGGACCAGCCGCUGAAGGUGUCCACCAAGAGGAAAAAGAAGGUGAAGGGAGAGAGAGGGAGACGGAGGGAGAGCGAGAAGAGGAGGCGGCGGGCUCGCGACACAACCAUUGUCAUGACAUGGGAGACACAUAGGGAGCCACAGAGGACGCUAGAUAUUGGGUGA